CAGCUAUAUCAGUUUCUAGCUGUACUAUAAAGCAGUGCCUGGUUCUUGGGAGUAUUGACGAAGGCACUCAUUGGCACAAUGCUUUGGAUCAUUAGUUGUCUUGCUUUGGUGGCGUCCACACUAGGCUGUGGAGUACCUGCCAUUAAGCCUCAAAUUAGUGGCUACAACAAGAUUGUGAAUGGAGAGAAUGCAGUGUCUGGGUCCUGGCCCUGGCAGGUGUCUCUUCAGGACACAACUGGCUUCCAUUUCUGUGGUGGAUCUCUCUUGAACCAGUAUUGGGUCCUCACUGCUGCCCACUGCCGUGUCACACCCGGGCGUCACCGUGUUAUCCUUGGAGAGCAUGAUCGCGGAACCAAUGCUGAGCCUCUCCAGAUUCUGAACAUUGCCAAGGCCAUCACCAACCCUUACUACAACAGCCAAACCUUUAACAAUGACAUCACCCUGCUGAAGCUGUCCUCUCCAGCUCAAAUGACCAACCGCGUGUCCCCUGUGUGCGUGGCCAGUUCCAGCACCAAUGUACCUGCUGGCACUCGCUGUGUCACCACUGGCUGGGGCAAGACUGGAACUACCUCAACCCCCCGUAUUCUGCAACAAACUGCCCUUCCCAUUCUGAGCCAGGCUCAGUGCAGGCAGUACUGGGGGCAGAACAGGAUCACAGAUGCUAUGAUCUGUGCGGGAGCCUCUGGAGUUUCUUCUUGCCAGGGUGACUCUGGUGGCCCUCUGGUCUGUCAGGACAAUGGUGGUGUCUGGAUUCAGGUGGGCAUUGUGUCUUGGGGUACCAGCAACUGCAACGUCCGCACCCCUGCUGUCUACGCUCGCGUCUCUUACCUGCGUAGCUGGAUUGAUCAGACCAUCGCCUACAACUAGACUAUCAGCUGCAGUAUGGGUGACCAGGAGGACUUCAGCCACCACCAAGCAACAUCUCCAGACUUUCAAUGACUUGUUUUUCUGUACUUGAGCAUACAGGAUUAAGGCAAGAGCUGAAGUCAUAUUACCUCCAUUUUCCAGCGGGUCAAACAUUGGAAACUUGCAAAAGCAAAUUCCCAAUAAAAUAAUAAUACAACUCA
Molecule: messenger RNA, 1067 nt
Organism: Colossoma macropomum (tambaqui)
Lineage: Eukaryota; Metazoa; Chordata; Actinopteri; Characiformes; Serrasalmidae
Product: chymotrypsin-like protease CTRL-1
Exons: 7
Coding region: 79-867 (262 amino acids)
Biological process (GO): proteolysis
Molecular function (GO): serine-type endopeptidase activity
Source: RefSeq, a predicted model, not a curated record